UCUUCUGAUGUCUGAUUUCGUAGCUGAACCAAACCAGACAGUUAUUGAAGUGCAGAGAACAGACUCAAUGACUGCUGAGUAGAACUGUAUCAGCAGCGCCUGUGGCAGGUUGAAUUUCCUCAGCUAGUGAAGGAAGUACAACCUCUGCUGGGCCUUUUUCACAAUGGAGUCAAUGUGGGUCUCCCACUUCAGGUCCUGUGAGAUGGUAGUGCCCAGGAACCUGAAUGACUCUGCUGCCACAGUGCUGUUUAGAAUGGUGAGGGGGUUCAGUGUUGGGGUGUUCCUCCUAAAGUCCACAAUCAUCUCCACCAUUUUGAGCGUGUUCAGCUCAAGGUUGUUUUGACUGCACCAGACAGCCAGCUAUUUAAUCUCCCUUCUGUAUGCAGACUCAUCGUCAUCUCGGAUGAGGCCGAUGACAGUGGUGUCAUCUGCAAACUUCAGGAGCUUGACAGAGGGGUCCUUGGUGAUGCAGUCAUUGGUGUAGAGGGAGAAGUGUAGUGGGGAGAGCACACAUCCCUGGGGGCCACCAGUGCUGAUUGUACAGGUGCUGGAAGUGAGUUUCCCCUGUCUCACAAGCUGCUGCCUGUCCGUCAGAAAGCUGGUAAUCCACUGACAGAUAGACAAGGGAACAGAGAGUUGGUGAAAUUUAUUCUGGAUUGUAGCUGGGAUGAUGGUUUUGAAAGCCAAACUGAAGUCCACAAAAAGAUUCCUUGGUUAUGUCCCUGGUCUGUCCAGAUGUUGCAGGAUAUGAUGCAAUCCCAUGUUUUCAUCCACAGACCUGUUUGCUCUAAGCAAAUUGAAGGGGAUCUAGAAAGGGUCCAGUGAUGUUCUUCAGGUGGGCCAACACCAGUCUCUCAAAUGAUUUCAUGACCACAGACAUCAGGGCGACAGAUCUGUUCCUCUAAAUCACACAGCAAUUGUGAGUCACCCCUGCAGUGAAACCACCUCCUCAGCAAUUCAACAACACAUGUGGUGAUUUAUUUUUAUCACCAUACAAGUGAAGAAGAAAAAAACCUUAAAGUGUUACCAUUGAACUCUACUGGCAUACUAUUGCAAAAAUGAAUUUUGUUAAAGAGGAGAGCGAAGACAUCUGUAUUACAGAACCAUGCAAAAUGAAAAAUGAAGAUAAUGAGGAACAAAGAGACUUGAUGGAAGUGAAAGAGGAGAGUCAAGAACUGAAGGAUGUGGAGGAGAAAAUUCAUGAUCACACUGCUGAAGAAUCUUUCAGUGGCUCAAAGACUGAAAUUAAUUUCUCACACAAAAGAACUCGAAGAACAAGAGACAAAAAGUAUUUUACCUGCUCUCACUGUGGAAAGAGUUUCACACAAAAAAUAAACUUUAUCACUCACUUAAAACUUCACACUGGAGAGAAGCCUUUCACCUGCAUUCAGUGUGGAAAGAGUUUUGCACAUAAAAGAAGUCUUCACCGUCACAUAAGAAUUCACACCGGAGAGGAGCCUUUCACAUGCCUUCAGUGUGGAGAGAGUAUUGCAAAUAUAAGAAAUCAUCAACAUCACAUGAUAAUUCACACCAGAGGGAAGCCAUUCACCUGCUCUCAGUGUGGCAAGAGUUUCAUAGAGAAAAUAAACUUCAACACUCACUUAAAACUUCACACUGGAGAGAAGCCUUUCACCUGCCUUCAGUGUGGAAAGAGUUUUGUACAUAAAAGGAAUGUUCACCGUCACAUGAGAAUUCACACCGGAGAGAAGCCUUUCACCUGCCUUCAGUGUGGAAAGUGUUUUGCACAUAAAAUAAAUCUUCACCAUCACAUGAUAAUUCACACCGGAGAGAAGCCUUUCACCUGCUCUCAGUGUGGAAACAGUUUUGCACAUAAAAGAAAUAUUGACCGUCACAUGAGAAUUCACACUGGAGAGAAGACUUUCACAUGCCUUCAGUGUGGAAAGAGUUUUGCAAAUAUAAGAAAUCUUCAGUAUCACAUGAGAAUUCACACUGGAGAGAAGCCUUUCACCUGCUCUCAUUGUGGCAAGAGUUUCAUAGAGAAAAGAAACUUUAACACUCACCUAAAACUUCACACUGGAGAGAAGCCUUUCACCUGCCUUCAGUGUGGAAAGAGUUUCAUAGAGAAAAGAAACUUUAACACUCACCUAAAACUUCACACUGGAGAGAAGCCUUUCACCUGCCUUCAGUGUGGAAAGAGUUUUGCACAAAAAAAAAAUCUUCACCGUCAUAUGAGAAUUCACACCGGAGAGAAGCCUUUCACCUGCCUUCAGUGUGGAAAGAGCUUUGCACAUAAAGGAGAUCUUCAGUAUCACAUGAGAAUUCACACUGGAGAGAAGCCUUUCACCUGCCUUCAGUGUGGAAAGAGUUUUGCACAUAAAAGAAAUCUUCACCGUCACAUGAGAAUUCACACCGGAGAGAGGCCUUUCACCUGCUCUCAGUGUGGCAAGAGUUUCAGAGUGAAAGGACAUCUUCACCGUCACAUGAGAAUUCACACUGGAGAGAAGCCUUUCACUUGCUCUCAGUGUGGAAAGAGUUUCACACAAGCAAGCCAUCUAACACUUCAUCUGCGCUCUCACUCUGGAUUUAAGCCAUUUAACUGAUCAGUGUGGCAAAACAUUUUAGGGUGCAUCACAACUGAAGCUACACGACAAGUCACAUAAAUGAGGAACCUCGUGUGUUCUUUUUGUGGAAAGAGUUUCAUUACAUCAUCAAUCCUGAAAUCACAUGAGAGAGUGCAUACUGAAGAGAAACCGUACUACUGUACUUCAUGUGGGAAGAGUUUUAGCCAUUUAAGUAAUCUACACAAUCAUCUAAUAAAGCAUUGUCCAAAGUUCUCAAAAUGAACAAAGUUAAUUCCAUGGACAAUACGUUUUGUGUUGUAACUAAAGCUGUCAAAAUAAAUACAUUUAAUUGAAAAUGUUUACCAUGUUAAUUUUCUUAUUCAUGAUAUCAAAGUAACCAAGUUGCCAAGUUAUCAUGAGUUACCAAUUUUCACAGAUACUGACAUUUCAUUCUGCUCCGUGUGAGUUUUAAACUCUGGUUGGUGUAGGGCAAAAACUUCGAUGUGUCUGGUGGAUUCAGGUCUUUAGAGUCUUUACUAAUGAGCUGAUGAGUUGAAUCAGAUGUGUUAAAUUACGGAGACAUCGAAAACAUGUACUGUUGGUGUGCCUUAAGGAAAGGAUUGGGAAACAAGGAGUCAAUGAUUACUGAACAAUUAAAAUUAAUUCUCAUUAUGUGGGCAGUGCGAGCACUAGAAGCAGAACAAGACAUUGGCCAUGUUCAGAAUAUCUUACUACUAUAUUACUGUCUACAGCACUUUUCAUGUGGAGUUCGAAGUAGUCUAUAAGCUCAUGUAUGAAGAAUACCUGACAGAAUACAGUGAUGCCCUUAAAACUGCAAGAAAAGCACAUUACACAAAAAUUAUUAGUGAUGUUGCUGCAAAUCCCAACAUAAUGUUUAAGACAAUCAACAAACUUCUUAAGCCUAUCAAUUUACCAACCUGUUCUUCUGUUUAGCAGUCUAACAAGUUUCUUAAUUUGUUGAAAUAAAUUGAGAAUAUUUACAAAUCUAUUGCUCCUGUUCCCUCAUCUAAUCCUGUUGAGAUUCACCCUUUCAAUUUCCCUGCAACUGUGUUUUCCAGUUUAGCAACAGUUAACAUUGAUUACAUAUCAAAACUAGUGAUAAUAAGGAAUUUAACUACAUGUAUUCUUAAACCUCUUCCCACAUCCAUUCUUAAGGGGUGUCUGCUAUCGAUCAGUCCCCUCAUCAUGACAAUUGUGAACACUUCCCUUAUUACUGGGAUUGUCCCAUUUGCUCAUAAGAUUGCAGUACUGAGACUGUGCUGGUUCGAGUCAUGAAUGACCUCAUCUCAGCUGAUUCGGGAGCCUGUAAUAUUCUGGUUUUGUUAGACCUGAGUGCUGUGUUGGGUCUCAUGUAUUUAGAUAGAAGACAAAGGCAAGCCUAACAGUCAUAAAAACCUAACUCAAGCCCCCACAUUCCAUGUCGUAAAUCUUACUGAUACAGAUCUCACCAAAAUCAAACAAAGGGAGUCCAAAACAGACUACAAAUCCAUGAAGCCUUGCUCACUAAAGGAUCGAACUCUCAACUCCUAUUGGAUGAGGCACACAACAGAAUGUCCCUCAAACAUGACAUCAUCAGGAGCUGAAAUACCUCUGAAAUGCUUCCAGAAUUCGCUUCCAGCGACUUUGUUUGCAGUGUGAAGACGCAGCUCUUUGCUGCUCUCAGGUGCAACCUCGUGGCACAAGGAAGUAACGUCCGACUUGAAACUGUGGCCAUACAAUCUCCAUCUCGCUGGACGAGUUGAGAUUACUCUGUGUUCAUCCGAACACUCUUAACGGAUCCGAAGGAGACUGCCGAGCAAUUCGCAUCUUCAAUCAAGUCGACAUUUCUGAGUUCUCCGCCAGCCCGCCGAGAAUCAACAGCCGUACCGCCUGCCAACAAAGCGAGGAAACGGCCUCCCGUCAUCACCCGAGCCUCAAGGGACCGGGUCAGAGUUAAAGGACGGAGGAAUCACAUUCUACCUGUGUCCUCAUGCGAUUCAAGUAAGAGGUUUACGUCUGGGCAGAGAUAGAAUAUUAUAGUGUGUUAUUCUUGUGUUUCAAGGUUUUUGCUUGUACAGUUUACGGACCGCCAUGUCCGCUCAUUAUUAAUAAUCAGGGUAUUAAUUAUCACAAAUUUGUUUUGCUGUAUUGUGGUCCAACCAAAUUGGAUUGUUGUGCAAUUUCGCCAUCGCAGGUGAGACAGCAACAGAGUUCAUCCAUUAAAGAGUCAAAUAACGCUGGACUUUUACGAGCCCUGCUCGUAAAACCGCGUCUCUGAGUGAUAAACUGAGAGCUGCUUUCUCUCCCACUAUCGUGAAAUCGGCUUUAGGGCUGUCACUUCUCUCUCUCUCUCUCUCUCUCUCUUGUACUAACCACACUGACACACACACACACUGUCACACACACACACCUUAUGUGUUAUAGGAUUAUUUUAUUUCCAUAUCUAAUCAUAUCACUGUUUAGUUUGUAGUUGUAAGUUGGAAGUUUAUU
Molecule: messenger RNA, 5012 nt
Organism: Myxocyprinus asiaticus (Chinese sucker)
Lineage: Eukaryota; Metazoa; Chordata; Actinopteri; Cypriniformes; Catostomidae
Product: gastrula zinc finger protein XlCGF57.1-like
Exons: 3
Coding region: 1059-2561 (500 amino acids)
Biological process (GO): regulation of transcription by RNA polymerase II
Molecular function (GO): RNA polymerase II cis-regulatory region sequence-specific DNA binding; DNA-binding transcription factor activity
Source: RefSeq, a predicted model, not a curated record